CCCAUUUUUCCCACAAACGCCGAUUCCCAUCUCUCUCUCUCUCUCUCUCUCUCUACACUGCUAUUGUGUUUGGCUCUCUCAAAAACCCUAGACAAUCAUCACCUUCAUUCUCUCUUUCUUCGCUCUCUCAACAACAAAUUCAGAUAUAUCUCAGUUAUUGGAGUCCUCAGAUACGAACUCGAGAGGUCACUCAGGGAUUUUUUGGGUUUAUUUGGAUGGGAUAUGCGUUUUUUUUAUUGCAGUUGGUUCCUGUAGGAGUUGAUUUAUCGAAAAAAUUUCGGGUAAAUUGGACUACUUUAGAGGGUUUUGUUGUUUAAAAGUUGGAGGUCAAGCUCUCAUGAGAAUUGUUAGGGGAAUGCAGAGAUCGAUUCGCGAGGAGCAGAGGGCACUGGGCUGGAGCAAAUCGUUCAGCCGUGGGAUUGGCGUGACUUUGCCUAAGGUGAGGACGCGAGGCAAAUUGAAAAUUAGGGUUUUGUACCUCUAAUUUUGGGUUCUUUUGGGAAAUUGGUACGGGCUUGGGUUCAGGUUGACGAGAAGACAAGAUGACUCGGAUUUUGGUUCAGCGUGGUUCAACUGGUUCGUCAUCGAACACGAAUAAGCCAUCGUCAUUGCCCGGUUCUUCUUCUUCAGCUCCUCCCCAGCUUCAGAUUACUACUCCUCAAGUUGCUUCUGCUGUGAAAGAUGAUGAAAUUGGAGAAGAAGUGCAAGAACAGGUUGUUGUGGAUGAUUUUGUGGAGUGUUUCGAUAGUGGUGAUAAUAAGGCAGGUAAAAGUGAUGAUCUUUUGCCAGAGAGAUUCCAAUGUGAUCAGGAUGAUGAUGAUGAAGCUAUUGACAGUGAGAAAGUUGGGGAUGAUGAUGUGGGUUCUGGUGAUUUGACAAAAGGUGUAGGUGUGUUGAGGAUUAUGGACAAUGAAAAUGAUGGUUCCAGUGGCAAACCUUUGCAGACAGUUACCGGGUGCUCAUAUCCACCUCCCCCUCCAGUCCCACCUCCUAAACCUUCUUCAACAAACUCAUUUCCUAGGAGGUCUGUAUCGGGUAGUUCAAAUUCUCUGCGUAGUGGAUCGUCUAGAAGAGCCGCUGCAUGGCCUAUUGUUUCAACUAGGACUUUACCAACCGGGUCUAGGCCUUCUUCACCCAGGUCUCAUUGUGAAAGUGAGGGUUACAAUAGCUCCGAUGAGCAGAGCCCUUCAUUUGGAUCCUCCUACGGAGAUGCAGAGAGAGAACGCCAGUUUGAGAUUGAUAUAAGAAGAGCAGAAGGGUUAGAAGUCAAACGAAUGCUGGAGGAUGGGAACUGCCUCUUUCGUGCUGUUGCAGAUCAGGUGUAUGGGGACUCUGAUGCAUAUGAUUUGGUUAGACAAAUGUGCAUUGAUUAUAUGGAGCGGGAGAGAGACCACUUUUCUCAAUUUAUAACUGAAGGUUUCACAUCCUAUUGCAAGAGGAAGAGAAGGGAUAAGGUUUAUGGAAACAAUAUGGAGAUCCAAGCAUUGGCUGAGAUGUACAAUCGGCCUAUCCAUAUUUAUGCCUAUAGCACAGAACCUAUCAACAUAUUUCAUGGAAGCUAUGGUACUGACACACCUCCUGUACGACUAAGUUAUCAUCAUGGGAAUCAUUACAACUCACUUGUUGAUCCAGGGCGGUUGACAAUUGGUGCAGGGCUUGGAUUUAGCUGUCUGCAGGGGGUGAGUUCUAAGGCAAUAUUUUACAAAUUUGGAUUCAUUCGACUGGUUUUCCUGAACUACCCUAAGAGAAAUGUUGACAAGGAUCAAAUCAAGGCUGUGAUCAAAGCUCAACAAGACCAACAGAUAGAUAAUGCACUCCUAGCGGAGGGACGAUUUUACUCGGAUCUUGAGCUAACUGAGAAGGAAAUUGAACGCAUGGUGAUGGAAACUUCUCGGGCUGAGUUCAAUCAACAACUGGGUUGGCAAGAAUCUUCAACUGCUGGUGCUGAACCAUCAUCUUCUGGAGCUAGACCUUCAGGAAGUGAAACCCAGGUGGAUGGUGGGAGGGAGCGUGGUUUGUCGGAUACUGUCCUUAGCAGCAGCAUGCAGAUAGUGCUGUCGAUGGGAUUCAGCUAUCUGCAGGUGAUUGAGGCAUACAACAUAUUUGGGGAUGAUGUCGAUUCCGUGGUUUGUUACCUUUUGGAGACCGGAGGAAGUAGUAGCAGACGCAAAGGCAAAGCAGCUGAAUGAGCAAAAUCCCUAUAAUAGGCUCUGAUAAUGUGGAUUUGAUCAUAUUGCCUCUGCUGAUUGAGGUUUUUAGCCUUGUUGAAGAUAAUUAUGGCUGCUUUUGAGACUAAGAACGUAUUUGAAUAAAUUUAAUAAGAUGGACUUGCAAGUUUAUAUUUUCAAAUGCAUUGAUAUUGAGUUAAAUUAAACGAGCUAGGUGUUUUGUUUAGAGUGUUUGAUUAUCUAAAUUCAGUGACCCAGGUGCUCUGUUGGAACUUCUAUAUUUUCUGCCCAAAUAUUGGACCGUUGUAAGGAUAACAUUAUAGAGAGCUUAAGCUUAAAUGGAACUAAUGGAACUUGAAGUC
Messenger RNA from Camellia sinensis, 2530 nucleotides. Its product is annotated as OVARIAN TUMOR DOMAIN-containing deubiquitinating enzyme 6. Gene Ontology annotation, molecular function: cysteine-type deubiquitinase activity; K63-linked deubiquitinase activity. The record is from RefSeq and is a predicted model, not a curated record. Lineage: Eukaryota; Viridiplantae; Streptophyta; Magnoliopsida; Ericales; Theaceae. Gene Ontology annotation, biological process: protein deubiquitination.